Molecule: messenger RNA, 3984 nt
Organism: Mucor velutinosus
Lineage: Eukaryota; Fungi; Mucoromycota; Mucoromycetes; Mucorales; Mucoraceae
Exons: 3
Coding region: 1-3984 (1327 amino acids)
Cellular component (GO): cell periphery; cell septum
Molecular function (GO): chitin synthase activity
Source: RefSeq, a predicted model, not a curated record
AUGGGCCCAUCCGAUGACAAGAUAAAAACCUACAAUCCACAUCUCAGUCGAGAAUUCUCUUCUUGUUCUGCCACAAGCAACUCUGACCCUGAGGACCAGCAACAGCAGCAACCCAUGGCCUCUGAUGCUCAAGCAUUCAUUACACAACCUGUCAAGCGUGGAAAGUCACUUGUGCGACCUGAAAGAGAGAGAAUCGAUCCUAAUCAUAGACAAUAUCACUACCGUCAAGCAGCAGGUCAGGCACCCGAGGAUACCAUCCAAGCCAGCAAAACUGGAAAUCUGCCUCAGCGCGCCUUGAGCCGCAAAGGCACCACCAAAUCAGUCGCUAUUCGCAGAGGAAAGAGCAUAUUGGGUCGUGAGGAAAAGGCCAUUGAGGAUGAUGAUUUUGCCUAUGUGCAGCAAGAGCAAAAGCCCUCCUGUUGGGACAAGUUUCCAAGACCGUGGAUGCUGUAUUGCUAUGUGUUGACCUUUUGGAUCCCUCCAUUUGUGCUCAAGAUUUGCGGUAUUCCAUAUGGCCAGGCACAGACGGCUUGGCGAGAAAAGAUUGGUCUUGUUGCUGUCAUUUUGGUCAUCAUGGCAUUUGUUGGUUUUCUGACAUUUGGUUUCACAGCAGCAACAUGUCCAUUACAACCUGUCGCUGUGCACGGUAAUGAAGUGUCGCCGGGGUAUCUGAUCAUCAAGGGAUGGGCCUACAGUCUGUCAGAUUGGCAGGGCCAUCCUCCCAUCAACGGCGGUAAUGAGACCAUGAACGUGCUGUAUCCACCCAUGAACGGCAGCGGCAUGGACGCUUCGUUUUUGUUCCCUUCACGUGUGUCUGCCUGUGAUAAUGUCUUUGUCGAUUUGCAAGGUCAACAGCCAAAUUACUUUCCUUGUCAACUGUUCAACCCCAACCACACCGUACCACCCGACGCUUCACUCUACACCAAUCGCACCAAUUGCCACACAUCGGACGCAGCCACCAGUCUGCUCAACACAUUUGCGACUCAAGGUGUGCCCAACAAGGACGGCGCUUACAACAAGAUUGCUAGAGUGUACUACAACUAUGAGGAUGUCAAUGCGACCAACCAUCUGAUGAUCUACAACGGUGCUGUCUUGAAUUUGGCUUUAUUGCAAUCUCUGCCAACAACACAUUUCCAAAUUGCACAAGGUGGACUUGUGGAUCACAUUUUAAAAGAUGGCGAUAGUUGGGGAGGAAAGGAUAUGACCUACGUGAUCCAGUCGCACCAUGGAUCUGGUGUGUCGUGGGGAGAGGAAGCUGAAUGCUUAUCACAGACGAUUCGAGUGGGGCAGAUUGACACCUUGUCCGUGGGCUGUAUGUUCUCAGAGAUCGUAUUGUACGUAUCGCUGGUGGUCAUUCUGGCUGUCAUUGGCGCCAAGUUUGUCUUGGCCGUCAUUUUCGGUUGGUUCCUGUCAUGGAAACUGGGCAGCUUUGAAGAAGAAAGCUCAUUUGCAGCACGAAGAGAGCGUGAGGAACAGAUUGAAAACUGGACACGCAACAUCAACACAAACGGGCCUGUGACACAUGUGCCUCCACCUCCAUCUCAAGCAACACAACCUGCCAAGCGUAAAUCUCUUUUCCCUCGCUCGUCCAGAUUUACACCCAUGCAACAUGGUCCGAAUCGUUUCGACUUUGACAAACCACCGAUGCCAGUCUGGAAAAACAACGGUAGUCGCCCUGAUUCUUACGUUUCAGCAUCCACACCUUCGUUCUUCAACUCGCCCAGUCAUCGUGGAUCGUAUGCUUCGUUCUCCACCAUGAACAACAAUGGCCACAACAACAAUUACAUGACACCUGCCAUCUCCUCCUACUCGUGGGAUGGCCGCAGCAGCGACUCUGCCAGCAUGAAUCGUUCCAGCGUCAAUGGUGGUGUGUAUGCAAACGGACCUCCAUGUCCCUUCCCGCUUUCACCCUACUGUGUGCCUCAACCACCACCAGACUAUAUGCCAUUCAACUACCCUCUUGCCUACACCAUGUGUCUUGUCACCUGUUACUCGGAAGGCGAAGAAGGCAUUCGCACCACAUUGGAUUCCAUUGCUGUUAGCGAUUACCCCAAGAGCCAUACCAUGCUGUUGGUCAUCUGUGAUGGUUUAAUUACGGGCAGUGGCGAGUCCAGGUCCACUCCCGAUGUCUGUGUGGGCAUGAUGCGCGAUCUGGUUGUCCCUGCAGACGAGGUCAAGCCCCAGCCCUAUGUGGCAAUUGGUGAUGGUGCUAAGCGGAACAACUGUGCCAAGGUCUAUGCUGGUUUUUACAAGUUUAACGAUGACACAGUGCCCCCAGAUCAACAAUCGCGUGUCCCCAUGAUUACCAUUGUCAAAUGCGGUACGGAAGAGGAACAAGGUGCGCCUAAACCUGGUAACCGUGGUAAGCGAGACUCUCAAAUUGUGCUGAUGCAGUUUUUGCAAAAAGUCAUGUUUGAUGAGCGUAUGACCAUGAUGGAGUACGACUUUUUCAACGCUAUUUGGCGUGUCACCGGUGUCCCUGCGGAUAACUUUGAGAUUUGUCUCAUGGUGGAUGCGGACACCAAGCUGUAUCCUGACGCUCUGUCCAGACUGAUUUCUGCUGCUGUCAAAGAUCCUGAAAUCUCGGGUCUCUGUGGCGAAACUCGCAUUGCCAACAAAAAGGACAGUUGGGUCAGUAUGAUCCAGGUGUUUGAAUACUACAUCUCGCAUCACCAGUCCAAGGCCUUUGAGUCCAUCUUUGGCGGUGUCACCUGUUUGCCGGGUUGUUUCUGUAUGUAUCGUAUCAAGGCGCCCAAGGGACCCAACGGCUAUUGGGUGCCCAUCUUGGCAAACCCUGAUAUUGUAGAGCACUAUUCCGAGAAUAUUGUGGAUACGCUGCACCGUAAAAACUUGCUGUUGCUGGGUGAAGACCGCUACUUGACUACACUGAUGUUGCGUACCUUUCCCAACCGUAAAAUGAUGUUUAUUCCUCAAGCUGUCUGUAAAACCGUGGUGCCUGAUACCUUCAAGGUGCUGCUCUCUCAGCGUCGUCGUUGGAUCAACUCGACUGUGCACAACUUGUUUGAACUGUUGCUGGUCAAUGAUCUCUGUGGUACUUUUUGCUUCUCUAUGCAGGCGGUAGUCUUUAUGGAGCUGGUUGGUACGUUGACACUGCCUGCCGCUAUUUCGUUCACUUUGUAUCUGGUGAUUGAGGCCAUUCUCGGUAACCCAGCUGUUGUUCCCCUGGUAUUGCUUGCUCUUAUCCUAGGUCUUCCUGCUGUGCUGAUUGUCAUUACAAGCCGCAAGAUUGUCUAUGUGGGUUGGAUGCUCAUCUACUUGAUCAGUCUGCCUAUUUGGAAUUUCGCUCUUCCUGCUUAUGCUUUCUGGCACUUUGAUGAUUUCUCUUGGGGUGAUACACGUAAGGUAGAAGGCGUCAAAAAAGAUCAGGGUCAUGGCGGCGAAGGCGGUAACUUUGAUAGCAGUGUCAUUACCAUGAAGAAGUGGAGUGAAUAUGAAAUGGAUCGUCGUACAAAGCUGGCUCAAGAAAACAACUUGCCCGUGCCUCGAUUUGCUGAACGCCACAUGAGCGUCGACGUGUUCAGGGAGAACGAACUCUAUGAUGUGCAGAACAGAAGAUACAGCGAUCAAUCGAGCGGCAGUGCUGCUGUCCCAUUGACACAGCAAAUGGAACAUGGCAUACGUUACCGUCACUCUGGAGGAGGAGUUGGAGCUGGAGACGCGUCUGCUACUCCACUUGGUAUCAUACCCGCACGAGUUCAACUCUCUGAUUCGACAGCAACACCUGCAAAUUACGAUAUCAAUGAAAUCAUGCAACCUGCUGCCAACACGACAAGGGAACAGUCGAGUGAAGAACCCAUGGAAAACCAUGAAUUGGGCUGGAUCCAGCAGAGUAGCCAAGGCAAUAAUUGGGCUGACCCGGCGCCGCAUCACAGCCAUGCUCAUUUUGCUGAUGAUGUUGUAGUGGAUGUUGCCACUACAGACGAUGAAGCACCUUCCUCCUCAUCGCAUAUCAAGAGCAGCUAG